Poecile atricapillus (Black-capped chickadee) is the source of this 1842-nucleotide messenger RNA. Its product is annotated as large ribosomal subunit protein bL9m-like. The transcript is spliced from 7 exons. The record is from RefSeq and is a predicted model, not a curated record. NCBI's taxonomy places the organism in Eukaryota, Metazoa, Chordata, Aves, Passeriformes, Paridae. Gene Ontology annotation, cellular component: ribosome; mitochondrion. Gene Ontology annotation, biological process: translation. Bases 45 to 995 code for a protein of 316 amino acids. Gene Ontology annotation, molecular function: structural constituent of ribosome.
GGCGGCGCGCGCUCCUCGGCGCCGUGAGGGGGAGCGGGGCCGCCAUGUUGGCCCCGGGGGCGGCGGGACGGGCCCUGAGGCGGGUCCUGGGCCUGAGCCGGGGGCUGCUGAGCCCGGGAGCACCGGGAAUGGCGGCGGGACGGGCCCUGGGCCUGAGCCGGGGGCUGCUGAGCCCGGGAGCACCGGGAAUGGCGGCGGGACGGGCCCUGGGCCUGAGCCGGGGGCUGCUGAGCCCGGGAGCACCGGGAAUGGCGGCGGGACGGGCCCUGAGCCAGGGGCUCUUGAGGCCGGGGACACCGGGAGUGGCGGCGGGACGGGCCCUGAGCCUGAGCCCUGGCCUGGGCUCGGUGGUGGUGGAGCGCGUGUGGCCGGUGCCGCUGGCGCGGCUGGGAGCGGCUCCCCGGUUACACCCGCGCCGGCACCGCGUCUUCCGCCUGCUGAGGGACGGGAAGCACCUGCCCCGCUCCCGCAUGGAGCUGCUCCUGACCCGCUCCGUGCAGGGCGUGGGGCGGCGCGGGGCCGUGGUGAGCGUGGGGCAGCGCCUGGGCAGGAACCGGCUCCUCCCGCAGGGCCUGGCCGUGUAUCCCACCCCGGAAAACCUGCGGAUCUUCCAGGAUCAGGACAAGCUGGCUCAGGAGGGGAAGCUGGAGGAGCUCCAAACCCCGAGCGGGCAGAAGACUCUGGAAUUCCUGCGGCGCUGCCGGCUCCAGGUGGGGAUGAAGAACAACGUGAGCUGGGAGCUCAGCCCCGACAUCGUGGCCCGGCACUUCCUCAAGAACCUCGGGGUGUUUGUGCCCCCCCACGCCCUGCGCCUGCCACCAGAGCCCAUCCGGCGCUGGGGACACUUCUGGUGUGACGUCACGGUGAACGGGCUGGACACUGUUCGUGUUCCCAUGGACGUGGUGCAGUUCCUGCGCCCCAAAACCAAACGCUUCUGGCACUGGCGGGAGCAGCAGCGGCAGCAGCUGGAGAGGAGCCGGGAGCAGCUCCUCUGACACCCCCGAGGCUUUUGGGGUCCCCCCCAGAAGGAUUUGGGGUCCCCCCAGAGGAUUUGGGGCCGUUUCCCCCUCUUUGGGACCCCCCUGAGCUCUGGAAGUCCCGGACAUCUCCCGAUUCCCAGAGCAGCAGCUCCGGAGUUUUGGGGUUGUCCUGAGCCCCCCCAAAUCCCCCUGAACCCCACUCUGCCCCAGGGGGGGCCCUGGCGGGGAUUUGGGGUCCCCAGAAUGGGUUUGGGUCCCCAGAAUGGAUUUGGGGUCCCCAGAAUGGAUUUGGGGGGUCUCUGGGAUGGGUUUGGGGUCCCCAGAAUGGAUUUGGGGUCCCCAGGAUGGAUUUGGGGUCCCCAGAAUGGAUUUGGGGUCCCCAGGAUGGAUUUGGGGUCCCCAGGAUGGGUUUGGGGGUCCCCAGGAUGGGUUUGGGGUCCCCAGGAUGGAUUUGGGGUCCCCAGAAUGGAUUUGGGGUCCCCAGGAUGGAUUUGGGGUCCCCAGGAUGGGUUUGGGGUGGUUUUGGGACCCUCCUCCCCCAUAGGGAGCUCCAGGAGCAGCAGCUCCCUGGAAAAGGGGGGAUUUUGGGGGGAUUCCCAGGAUUUUGGGGGGCCGUGGGAUUCCUGCGACCCCCAAACCCCCCAGGACCCCCCAAACCCCACAGGGGAUCCCCAGGAUGGGAUUUUGGGGGGGGGGGUUCCACCCUUGGGACCCCCCCUCAUGGGAACUCCAGGAGCAGGAAUUCCCCUGGAGAAGGAGGAUCGGGAUUUGGGGAAUCCCAGGAAUUUUUGGGGGGUCCCAAAUUUUUUUGGGGGGGGUCUCAGGGAUUUUUGGCAGCUGCAGGAUUUGGGGAAGAAAAGGC